Eriocheir sinensis (Chinese mitten crab) is the source of this 3956-nucleotide messenger RNA. RefSeq lists its product as uncharacterized. NCBI's taxonomy places the organism in Eukaryota, Metazoa, Arthropoda, Malacostraca, Decapoda, Varunidae. The transcript has 6 exons. The record is from RefSeq and is a predicted model, not a curated record. The coding region runs from base 2833 to 3768 and encodes 311 amino acids.
CCUGCCGUGACGAUCCAACACCUCCCAUGAUGGGCCCACACCUACCGUGACGACCCCAAACCUGCACUGAUGACACAACACCAGCCCUGACACACCCACACUUGCCUUGACGAGACCACACCUGCCCUGACAGCCCCAAACCUGCUCUGACAAUCCCACACCUGCCCUGAAAUCCUCACACCUGCUUUGAAAGCCCCACACCUGCCCUGACGAUCCAACACCUUCCAUGAUGGCCCCACACCUACCCUGACGACCCCAAACCUGCACUGAUGACACCACACCUGCCCUGACAGCCCCACACCUGGCCUGACAAUCCCACACCUGCCCUGACAUCCUCACACCUGCCCUGAAAAUCCCACACCUGCCAUGACAGCCCCACACCUGUCCUGACAAUAAUCCUUGAUGGGCCCACACCUGCCCUGCCAACCCUACACCUGCUCUGAUGACCCCACACCUGUACUGAUGACCCCACAUAUCAUUGCCCUAUUUCGUGACAAUCUAUCGUCUGGUGCAGUGGUUCCCAAUCUGGGGGGCAUGCCUCCUUGGGGGGCGUGAGCUAGGUAAAGAGAGGGCGUGAUUCCAUCUGCCAAAAAUUGCAGUUUUGCAAGAAAUAAACACACACACACACACACACACACAUGAAGGAGUAACAAAUGAUGUGGGGCGUGAGGAUUUCUUAUAAAUCAAUAGGGGGCAUCAUGUAAAAAGUUUGGGAGCCACUGGUCUAGUGUCUUUUUAUUUCCUUGGCAUUGGCUUAUGUGUGUCUAUUCAGGGGAAGGGACAGUUAGUUCAUGCAUUAUUUCCCCAUUUCGUAACAUAAUCUAUCACCUUGCGUCCAUUUCUUUCCCAGUAGUUCUUUGUAUUUUUCCAGCAGUUUGUCAUUUUCUUUUCAGUUCCUGUCCAAGAGAUUUUGCCAUAAUUCAGAGGAAGGAGGAAGCACGCUGGUCUGUUGUGUUUCAUCUCGUAAUGUCCUUUUCGUAAUUUCCAGCAGCAGCUUCCAAUUAUGUUUUCACUUUGUGUCACUUUGUAUCUUCCAGAGGUUUGCGAUUAUGCUGUUACUUACUGUCUGGAAAUGCUGCCUUCGUUGUGAGGAUGGAAGAAGUAGCUACAUAUUAUCCUCUGUAUUAGUAUAGCUACACACUAUUAUUCCAUGAUGUAAUCUAUUGCAAUGUAUCUUUUUGUACUUUCCAGCAGCCUGCAAUCAUGCCUUUCCUUCCUGUAUUAAUUGUGAGGAUGGAAGAAGUAGCUACAUAUCAUCCUCUGUAUAUACUAUUAGAAGUAGCUACACUAUUAUCCCAUAUUGUAAUCUAUUGCAAUGUAUCUUUUUGUACUUUCCAGCAGCCUGCAAUCAUGCCCUUCCUUCCUGUAUUAAUUGUGAGGAUGGAAGAAGUAGCUACAUAUCAUCCUCAGUAUGUACUAUUAGAGGCAGGUACAUACUUUCCAUACUGUAAUCUAUCGUAAUGUAUUGUAUUGUAUUUUCCAGCAGCCUGCAAUCAUGCCCUUCCUUCCUGUCUUGAUCUUCCAACACUCAGUUCUAAGCACACAAGCACAUGUUAUCUUAUUCCACCCCUUUGUUCUUCCUCCCUUCCUCAGUAUCUAACCUUUCCUUGUUGGUUUCCAUGAAUAAGUUUUUUCCUUUUUGAGUAUGUCUUCCUAAUGUAACUAUUGGUCUAUGUUUUUUGUUUGUUUGUUCUAGUCCACACACACACACACACACACACACACACACACAUGCAUACAGACACACACCAGAAUUGGUUUGGGAAUUCUAUUUUCUCAUCAGCUUCCUGUCUAUCCCCUGUCUGCCUGUAGCACCAGUAGGCCCUCUUGGACGGCCCCAGCCCACUAGCGGAACAGGCGAAUUUUAUUUAUAGUGGCUGCCGUGAUGUGACUCCUGCUUCAUUUACUGCCCUCAGCUGUUUCCUUUACCAUAAAAAAAAUGUAGGCAUACAUUCAGGGGAGGCGGUGGCUGAGUGGUUAGCGUGCCAGCCUCGCAUUCGGUGCGUUGUCCAUGAUGGUUCGAAUCCGCCGCUAACCACCUGGGAUUUUUCAGUCACCGCCGAGUGGCCUAAGACUACCCACAUGCUGUCCUGAAGACCACCUAUCAACCCAGACUCUAGAAGAAGCUCUGCAGCACAAGUGGAAUCAAGAAUGAGCUCCGGGGGGCAGCAUGAGCCAAUAAUAAUAAUGGCACCACUAUAAACAAUUGCCUGCGCCACGACGGGCUAGGGCCGACCAUCAGGCUCAUAUGGAUUAGCCUACCGGCGCUGUAGGCCACAUGUAAAAAAAAAAAAUCAAAAUGUUGCAUGUAUAUAUAUUUCUUAACCCAUCCGCUGCAAUUGGCACGGAUUUUGCCUUCACUGGUAGCCUGGUAACAUAAUUAUACUCCCAGGCCUUUCUCUGCCUUUGUGGUGGAUAGUGGAGUGUUUCCCAUGUGGUACUGGUGUGCUGGAUAUCCCUUCACUGGUAGCCUGGUAACAUACACUCCCAGGCCUUUCUCUGCCUCUGUGGUGGAUAGUGGCGUGUUUCCCAUGUGGUAUUGGUGUGCUGAAUAUCCCUUCACUGGUAGCCUGGUAACAUACACUCCUAGGCCUUUCUCUGCCUCUAUGGUGGAUAGUGGAGUGUUUCCCAUGUGGUAUUGGUGUGCUGAAUAUCCCUUCACCGGUAGCCUGGUAACAUACACUCCAAGGCCUUUCUCUGCCUCUAUGGUGGAUAGUGGAGUGUUUCCCAUGUGGUAUUGGUGUGCUGGAUAUCCCUUCACUGGUAGCCUGGUAACAUAAUUAUACUCCCAGGCCUUUCUCUGCCUCUGUGGUGGAUAGUGGAGUGUUACCCAUGUGGUAUUGGUGUGCUGGAUAUCCCUUCACUGGUAGCCUGGUGACAUACACUCCCAGGUCUUUCUCUGCCUCUGUGGUGGAUAGUGGAGUGUUUCCCAUGUGGUAUUGGUGUGCUGGAUAUCCCUUCACUGGUAGCCUGGUAACAUACACUCCCAGGCCUUUCUCUGCCUCUGUGGUGGAUAGUGGAGUGUUUCCCAUGUGGUAUUGGUGUGCUGGAUAUCCCUUCACUGGUAGCCUGGUAACAUACACUCCCAGGUCUUUCUCUGCCUCUGUGGUGGAUAGUGGAGUGUUUCCCAUGUGGUAUUGGUGUGCUGGAUAUCCCUUCACUGGUAGCCUGGUAACAUACACUCCAAGGUCUUUCUCUGCCUCUGUGGUGGAUAGUGAAGUGUGUCCCAUGUGGUAUCAGUGUGCUGGAUAUCCCUUCACUGGUAGCCUGGUAACAUACACUCCCAGGUCUUUCUCUACUUCUGUGGUGGAUAGUGGAGUGUUUCCCAUGUGGUAUUGGUGUGCUGGAUAUCCCUUCACUGGUAGCCUGGUAACAUACACUCCCAGGUCUUUCUCUGCCUCUGUGGUGGAUAGUGGAGUGUUUCCCAUGUGGUAUUGGUGUGCUGGAUAUCCCUUCACUGGUAGCCUGGCAACAUACACUCCCAGGUCUUUCUCUGCCUCUGUGGUGGAUAGUGGAGUGUUUCCCAUGUGGUAUUGGUGUGCUGGAUAUCCCUUCACUGGUAGCCUGGUAACAUACACUUCCAGGUCUUUCUCUGCCUCUGUGGUGGAUAGUGGAGUGUUUCCCAUGUGGUAUUGGUGUGCUGGAUAUCCCUUCACUGGUAGCCUGGUAACAUACACUUCCAGGUCUUUCUCUGCCUCUGUGGUGGAUAGUGGAGUGUUCCCAUGUGGUAUUGGUGUGCUGGAUAUCCCUUCACUGGUAGCCUGGUAACAUACACUCCCAGGUCUUUCUCUGCCUCUGUGGUGGAUAGUGGAGUGUUUCCCAUGUGGUAUUGGUGUGCUGGAUAUCCCUUCACUGGUAGCCUGGUAACAUACACUCCCAGGUCUUUCUCUGCCUCUGUGGUGGAUAGUGGAGUGUUUCCCAUGUGGUAUUGGUGUGCUGGAUAUCCCCUCCCAAGG